AUGACGCGUAAUUCAAUGACAAGCAGCCUGGCUGCCACGUCUUUAUCAUACAAGAAAGCAUCGCCUUCUACCAGUCAGCGCUACACCGUUGACUCCUUACACGCAUCGGACCCGGCCUACCCGAAGCGCACACAAUCACCGCAUCAACCACGAGCGUCUCGCGAGCAACAACCUACCGAGACGGGCGCCAACAGUGGGCCAAAGGUCGUCGAGCUCGCAACGCUGCUGGAAGAAGCCUUCGGAGCUCCCACGAGCGAGUCUGAGGAGGUCCCAGAACGAUCAGAUCCGUCCACUGAGCUUGCGUCCCCUGGCAAGCGCCUGGAAUACCAACCCUGCUGUCCCUAUUGCGGACGCAUGAACGCAUAUGACUACUGGUGCUGCGAUCCGGUCAUGCCGCGUGUUUGCCAGGGCGGUGAUGGGAUGCUGGACGGCGAGGCUUUGAAGGAGGGUGCGAAAGACGAGGACUGGCUGGCGUUUCUGCAGUGGAUCUUUGCCAUGUUUUAG
Molecule: messenger RNA, 504 nt
Organism: Saxophila tyrrhenica
Lineage: Eukaryota; Fungi; Ascomycota; Dothideomycetes; Mycosphaerellales; Extremaceae
Exons: 2
Coding region: 1-504 (167 amino acids)
Source: RefSeq, a predicted model, not a curated record